AUGCGAAAUCAGACUAUUUAUGAAGGGAUAUUAUCGGGGGUGAAGCCAGAGAAGGAUUUUGAUAUAGCUCUUAAGUAUGCAAGAGAACUCCCAACAGGGAAUAAGUUAUCUGGACCUAUCUAUGAGGAAAUGCUAGUACCUGGGAAAGAGGUGGCUUCGUUGACAGCUCAUGAUGUACCUGUAGCUGGCAUAGAUAAGGAUAAGGGACUCCAUUCAAGUGGAUUCAAGACUGACUCAGAGAUUCUACCUAGGAGCAGUUUAGCAGGCAAGGAGAGAGUCCUUCAGCGAUGGGAUAGUAAAACUGAUGAUGCAUUGGACAAGCCGUUAGAAACGAGUCUUGAUGACUCUAGGAUUGGCAAGGGUGGUGCUGCAGCAGCACAUUGGGAUCAAUUUGCUGUGAAUGAAAGGAAGUUCAAUGUUAAGAGUACAUUCAAUGAGGCAUUAUACACUACUACUUUGGAUACUUCUAAGAUAUCACCUGAAAAACAACGUAGAGCUGAGAGGAUUGCCAAGGAAAUAGAGCAACAUUCACAGAACUAUGGCGCUAAGGAGGAAGGCACAGGUGUUGAAGAUGAGGAGGCUUUAUUCUCAGCUGUUCAAGCUCCUCCUCCUCCUGUUCGUGCUACUGCAACAGCACGAGGGGCAGGUACAUCACAUGCCCCUACAAAUGAACAUCAGAAGCCUCAAUUAUCUCCAGAACAGAUAUCUGAACGAGCUCGGAUGAAGGCUGAUUUCGAGAGCCAUUUACGUAUGCUAGAUGCAGGUCAGCGACAUCCUAGACCACCUGCAGCUAGUGCUGGCAAUACGAGGCUUAAUGCCCUCAACCUUGAGCCAGCCUCAGUAAGGGUCAGUCAGCUUGCUGCAGGCCGUUCACCCAAACACCAACAGCAUCACGCAUCAUCGACAUCAUCACCUCAUCAUCCUCCUCAACCAUUAACUCAAGAGAAUCUUAAAACCCAUAAUCAAGCUCUACAAUCUACAGUGAAGCAGCAGCAUUCCCUUCUAGGGCCCUCUCCAGUCAUGACCAAUAGGAAGCCUAUCCCACAGCUACCAUCCGUUGCUGCUAAUGCUGCUGCUAAUGCUGCUGCUAAUGCUGGUGUAUCCCCUAUAGUUACCGAGAUGAAGGGUAUUAAUGCAUUAAAUCUAGAGCCAGCAUUACCUAAGUUACCCGAGAAAGAUCGUGAAGAAUGGAUCAGCAGUAAUGCUAGUCCACAGCUAGGGGCAGCUAAGGGCAGUCGAGGGUCCACACCCUGGCAACAACAACAAGGUGGUGGCGGUGUUUUGGAUAAUAAUAUCAAUGCUGCUGCUGGGACUCCACCUAUCACAGCAACAGCAGUUAAGGGUGGUAAGGGGAAGGGACAAGGAAAGGGGCAAGGCAAGGGUCCAGUAGUAAUAACUGGGCCUCAAGGCUCACCGCAGGUUGGUCCUGGUUAUCAAGGAGGACCUACCACUACUACUCAUCAACCUAGUCAGCUUAUGAUGAACGCUGUUCAUAAUGCACAGAAUGCUCGAAUGCAACAAGUAGAUGUUGGGAAGCCUCCUGUGGGUGGUAAAGGUGGUGGUGGUAUGAUGGGAGCUGGUAGUAGGAAGAAUAAUCUCACUUUAGAGGCGGCAACAGGUGGUGGUCCAAAGCGUAGUGCAUUCUCAUUUAAUCCCAAUGCUAACACCUUUACACCUGGAGUACCUACACCAGGAGCUACACUUAAUAUUAAUGUUACUCCUGGUGGUAGUCUAUCUGGUACUCUUAAGAAUGUUAAUUAUGACACCUAUGAGACUACCGCUCCUGCCCCUGCUGCUACGACUACUCACCAGCAGGGGAAUGCUGCUGCUGCUCCUCCUCCUCCCUCUUCACCACCUAGUGGUACUAAUACUAAGCAACAAGGAGGAUCUACACAAACCUCACAAGGCAGGCAACAACAACAACAAGAGCAGCAACAACAGCAGUAUCAAGGUGGUAGUGGUGCUAAUGGGCGUGGUGGUCCCCUCCCCUCUCCUCCUCCAUUUGUACCACCACAUGGUCCUAUGAUGGGAGGUCCUAUGCAUCCUGGUAUGAUGCCGACCCAAGGUGGUCCUAUCCAUCCUGGUAUGAUGAUAUCAAUGCCCCUUCCUCCACACUAUCCUGGCUUCAUGACUACUGCUGCUGGGUUACAACCGAUGCCUUUACCUAAUAUAACACCACCAUCAUUCAUGCCAUUAUGUGAUAGUGAGAGCCUUGAUACAUCGACUUUGGCAGAGAUUGAAGAUAGGUUGUUGGAGUCCAGUGAGAAUGAGAAUACAUCAGCAGUGUCUACUGAAUGGCCUGAUGGUUCCAACCAAUGCAACCAAUGCCAGGACAACAACAACAACAACAACAACAACAAGGAGGAGGAGGAAGUUCGUCAUCGAUGGGAUCUGGCAUGA
Perkinsus marinus ATCC 50983 is the source of this 2400-nucleotide messenger RNA. RefSeq lists its product as hypothetical. Gene Ontology annotation, cellular component: cytoplasmic stress granule. The coding region runs from base 1 to 2400 and encodes 799 amino acids. The transcript is spliced from 12 exons. The record is from RefSeq and is a predicted model, not a curated record. Lineage: Eukaryota; Perkinsozoa; Perkinsida; Perkinsidae. Gene Ontology annotation, biological process: cytoplasmic stress granule assembly. Gene Ontology annotation, molecular function: RNA binding.